AUGGUAAACCCUCUCGACAUCAUCACUGCUCUCUUUCUGUGUUCUGAUGGUUUUGUGCAGCAGGAAAUGGCACUAAAAAUGUCCACAUGUCAGUUCUCUGUUCCUUUGCUGCUUCCCAAUUGUGACACCAAUCAGUGCACACUCAUGCUGUGGGCCAUGAGAGACAUUGUUAAAAAGUACAGACCUCAGUCUCUGUCAGAAUCCAAGGGCUUCAUUGAAGACAGAAUCGUUCUCUCUGAACUUCCAAUGAUCUCUUUUGUCAGACUGGGUGAGUGCUCCUUGUCCAAGUCAGAGAUUCUUAAUAAGCUUCUGAGCAAUUCUCAGCAGUACCAUGACACCUUUGUUCACUACAACAUGGAGUGUGGUGAGAGUCCAAGAACAAUGUCCAACGGACUGACUGAAAUUACUUGGUAUCUUCCUGGUGGAAACACAAAUAUUGAUAUUUUCAGUCAGCCAGUGGCUGUAGCUAACCUUCGUGCUAUGACAUGCUUCAUCAAUGCAAUAACAAGCCCUGGAAAAGAGAGGUUUUAUUUUCUGAAAUGGAUGCGAAUGAACCUUGAUAAUGUGUCUCGUGCAAAAUUGGGUGGUCUCAGGGAGAAAUAUAAAGAAAAAUCUAAGAAUUCGGAGAACAAAGAGGAGAUCAAGGAAAUUGACAGACAGCUUUCCAACAGCUCACUGGGAACUGAACACUUCUUCCGUGAAAUGGGUCAGAUCUAUGAAGCUUCACUGUCCCUUCCAAAAACAAAUCCAGCACGUCAACAGUUGCAGCAUCUGCCCAAACUGUGUGCAGAGUUGUUGCUUGAUGGAUUUCCCCUUGAGCUUGUAGAUGGAGAUGCAUCCAACAUCCCUCUCAGAUGGGUGAGUGAUGUUCUCUCUCAGCUCAGUGACUUGGUGUCUCCAAACAGAAAGAUCCUGGUAGUCACAGUUCUUGGAGUUCAGAGCACAGGAAAGUCCACUCUCCUUAACACCAUGUUUGGAGUGCAGUUUGCAGUCAGCAGUGGUCGAUGUACUCGAGGUGCCUUUAUGUUGCUCAUCAAAAUCAAUGAAGACAUGAAAAAAUUUCUAAACUGUGACUUCAUGGUGAUCAUUGACACUGAGGGCUUAAAGUCACCAGAACUUGCACAACUGGACAACAGCUAUGAGCACGACAAUGAGCUUGCAACACUUGUUGUGGGGCUGAGUGACAUCACCAUUGUCAAUGUUGCAAUGGAAAAUUCAACUGAAAUGAAGGACGUCCUACAAAUAGUUGUGCAUGCUUUUCUCAGGAUGAAGGAGGUGGGCAAAAAGCCUAAAUGUCAGCUGGUCCACCAGAAUGUGUCCGAUGUUUCAGCCCAUGAGAAGAACCUACGAGACAGGAAACUGCUCCUGGAGCAGUUACAUGAGAUGACCCAGGCAGCAGCCAGAAUGGAAAAGAAAGAGGAGAACAAGAGCUUCACUGAUGUGAUGGAGUACAGUCCAGACACUGGGAACUGGUACAUUCCUGGACUCUGGAAUGGAAACCCACCAAUGGCACCAGUCAAUGCAGGGUACAGUGAGGCUGUAUAUGAGCUCAAGAAAAACAUCAUCCAACUGCUGGGAAACUGUAAGUCAUCUGCUAAUAAUAUCAUGGAUUUUAAAGAGUGGAGGACGGAAGUGACGGACAAGGAUCUAGUGAUGAAGAAGGCCCAGUGUGCAGCUUCCCCGGCUAAAUCUGAGACGCCGUCGUCGAAAAGACUUCGCCCGGCAGAUUCCCCCGGCACAACAUCGCCAGCCGGCAAAGAUAUUGCCGACAUACUGGAGUCAAUCGACAAGCGAUUGUCCACUUUCGACGCAAGGCUGUCCUUGGUGGAGCUUCUUCACCGGGAAUUUAAAUGCUUACGAGAAUCACUGGAGUUCAGCCAGCAGCAGGUGGAAACGCUCGCUGCUGAAAAUGCCACGCUAAGGGAGUCG
Messenger RNA from Oreochromis niloticus (Nile tilapia), 1929 nucleotides. RefSeq names its product interferon-induced very large GTPase 1-like. NCBI's taxonomy places the organism in Eukaryota, Metazoa, Chordata, Actinopteri, Cichliformes, Cichlidae. Gene Ontology annotation, molecular function: GTP binding; GTPase activity. The transcript is spliced from 3 exons. The annotation marks the transcript as partial. The record is from RefSeq and is a predicted model, not a curated record.